AUGAAUUCGAGAACAGCCUUUACCGUACUCUCUUUGUCCUCGUUGCUAGCCUUGUCCAACGCCUGGCCGCUCUUCCCGCCUACGAUCGAGCGAAGACAACCUGUCUCGUACUCGGUGGUCGCAGUGGACGGUGGAAGCACAGCAAGCGAUGUCUCACCUACAGCAACAGUCACCGAUGCCAUUACUCAAACGGCAACAGUAAUGAAGACACAACUCUCCACGAUCGUCAUGACCGCGUCUGAAACACCCAUAACGAUAGUCGUGACAGUUACCUCUCCAUCGCCGACUACUGUCACCGACUACUCGACUGCCUCGCCAACAACACAAAUCGUCUCCCCACCAGCAUCUUCGGCCUCAUCGAGUCAACAAUACCCCUCCGACUCAUCUCCCUCAAUAGCAACCUCCAUUGCCCCAGCUACCACGACAGAAAUUCUUUCACCAGUAACGGUGACGGUCACACAACCCGUCCCUUCAAUAAGACCGUAUGACGACGGCAUGUGGCACACAUGGUACUACUAUACGGUCACCCCUGAGAGCCUAUCAAGCUGGGCUUCAACGACUACCUCCAGCCCAGAAUUGAGCUGGACUACAACAUGCACUACCACCACAUCAGAAUCCGCUUCCUGA
Messenger RNA from Cladophialophora bantiana CBS 173.52, 627 nucleotides. RefSeq lists its product as uncharacterized. Lineage: Eukaryota; Fungi; Ascomycota; Eurotiomycetes; Chaetothyriales; Herpotrichiellaceae. The coding region runs from base 1 to 627 and encodes 208 amino acids. The record is from RefSeq and is a predicted model, not a curated record. The transcript has a single exon.